ACGAGUGUCAGGUUUGCAACGUGUCGGUGUGUAGGUCGGCAUUUUUUAAAAAAUAUUGUUUUAUUUUAAACCUUGAAAAACGUACAGAUAUAUUAUUGGAAGUGUCUCCUUCGAUGAACCUUUUGACUUGAAGGUUUGCUGUUUCUGUAGGAUUAUAGAUAUUUGAGUAAUGGCAGAUCUAAUUGAUGGCCCUACACAGCCGUCAAUAUUAUCUAAAUUUGUUACUUUUCUUAGGCAGAGACAUCAAAAGUUUUUGGACGAUGUUACACCAUACAUGCCAAUACGUUGGAUAGUCACUUUUAUUCUAUUCUUAGUUUAUUCUGUGCGAUUUUUAUAUUUACAGGGUUGGUACAUUAUCACAUAUGCGUUGGGCAUAUAUUUACUAAAUUUAUUCAUUGCAUUUUUGUCACCAAGAAUUGAUCCUGCUUUAGAGCAAGAUUAUGAUGAUGAAGAUGAGGAUGGUCCUUCAUUACCAACAAGGUCUGAUGAAGAAUUCAAGCCAUUUAUUCGCAGACUUCCUGAAUUCAAAUUUUGGUAUGGCAGCACUAGAGCAAUCCUUAUUGCAUUGUUUUGCACUUUCUUUGAUGCAUUCAACAUUCCAGUGUUUUGGCCCAUUCUGGUCAUGUACUUUAUAAUAUUGUUUGUACUUACAAUGAAGCGACAAAUCAAGCACAUGAUCAAAUAUAAAUAUCUCCCUUUUACUCAUGGUAAAAGAAAGUACCAAGGAAAAGAUGAUACAGGGAAAUUGGUAAUCUCUUAAAUCAAUUGUUUUUGAAAGAUGAUGCAGAGCAGAAUGGGACCGUUGAGGAUACCUAAAUUAAUUAUAUUGAAAAUUGCAAGUUACAUCUGCAUUACUUUUGUGUAAAAUAAACUGUUGUUGGCCGUAGGCCACUUUUAUAAUACACAAAUAAUUGUGAAUUAAUAAUUAUAUAUAAAGAAAGAUUUAAAUGUGUGUACAUUUGAAAAUUAUUACGAACAACUGUUCACAGUCAA
Messenger RNA from Xenia sp. Carnegie-2017, 993 nucleotides. RefSeq names its product protein RER1-like. Lineage: Eukaryota; Metazoa; Cnidaria; Anthozoa; Malacalcyonacea; Xeniidae. Gene Ontology annotation, biological process: protein retention in ER lumen; retrograde vesicle-mediated transport, Golgi to endoplasmic reticulum. The transcript has 8 exons. The record is from RefSeq and is a predicted model, not a curated record. Bases 170 to 760 code for a protein of 196 amino acids. Gene Ontology annotation, cellular component: Golgi membrane.